Messenger RNA from Vespula pensylvanica (western yellowjacket), 1744 nucleotides. It is a transcript of the gene Ppat-Dpck, whose product is annotated as bifunctional coenzyme A synthase. The record is from RefSeq and is a predicted model, not a curated record. NCBI's taxonomy places the organism in Eukaryota, Metazoa, Arthropoda, Insecta, Hymenoptera, Vespidae. Gene Ontology annotation, molecular function: dephospho-CoA kinase activity; ATP binding. The transcript has 5 exons. The coding region runs from base 13 to 1587 and encodes 524 amino acids. Gene Ontology annotation, biological process: coenzyme A biosynthetic process.
UUGUGUUUAAAUAUGUUAAAUACUGGUUUGUUAAUUUUGACAAAUCCUAGUAGGAUUACGACGUUAUUACCAGUUAUUAAUAAACAUGUUUUAAAAACAUUAUAUAUUCAGUAUUUGCCAGAAAAACAUUUGGUUACACCAGAAAAUCAUUCCAUUAUAUUACCGAAAUUAUCUUAUUAUGCUCAAAUCGUUGCCAAUAUUUAUAAAGUUGCUUCCAAUAAUUGUUCUAGACUAGAUAUACGAAUCUUAUUAACACAUAUAAAAAAUCCUGCUUUUACCAUUAUAAAUACAAAAAGUCCAGUGGAAAUAAUAAUUUUUGAUCAGAUUUAUAAUACAAAGAUAGUUGACACUUUUAUACAAGAUUGCCUUGCUAAUAGAUCAGAAGGUUGCAGUUAUAUUACACUUGAUAGUGAACAAAAUGAUGAAAAAUGUAGUAAUAUUGAUGAAUAUAGUACAAAAGAUUCACAAACAUACAAAAAUGUUGUUUUGGGUGGCACGUUCGAUCGUCUACAUAACGGACAUAAAAUUUUUUUAAGUGAAGCUGUUUUGUAUUGUAAAGAAAAACUUACAGUUGGUAUAACAGAUACAAACAUGCUAACUGGAAAAUUGCUUUGGGAAUUAAUAGAACCAUGCUCUAAAAGAAUAACAGAUGUUAAAGAUUUUUUAGAAGAUGUGGAUUCAUCAUUAACAUAUGAUAUUGUUCCUAUUAAUGAUAUGUAUGGUCCAACUAAAGAUGAUCCUACAUUUGAAAUGUUAGUAGUCAGUGAAGAAACAAAACGAGGAGGAGAUAAAGUUAAUUCUUUGCGAUUAGAGAAAAAUUUGAAUAAAUUGGUUAUUCAUGAAGUAAAAUUAUUAGUUGAUGAAAAUCAUGGAGAAUAUGAAGAAAGCAAAAUUAGUUCUAGUAAUCAAAGAAUGCGAUUACUUGGCAAAAGAUUAGGAAAACCUAUAAACAAAGAUAAACCACUUAAACCUUAUAUUAUUGGAUUAAUUGGUGGUAUAGCAAGUGGUAAAUCAUCAGUGAUAGAAAAAGUACAAAAAUAUAAUGCUGGAUUUGUAAAUUGUGAUAAAAUUGCACAUGACUUGUAUCUUCCUGGAAAAGAAUGUUAUCAAGCUAUAAUUACACAUUUUGGUACAGGCGUACUUGAUGCAGAUGGUUUUAUUAAUAGAAAAGCUCUUAGUAAUAUUGUAUUUAAUGAUAAGGAACAAUUAAAUAAACUAAAUAAAUUAAUGUGGCCUUUAAUUCUUGAAGAGGCUAAAAAGAAGAUUCAUGAACUAUAUAUAGAAGGAUAUAAUAUUAUUUUUAUGGAGGCAGCAGUUUUAAUACAAGCUAAUUGGCAGAAUGAAUGUCAUGAAAUAUGGGCUUGCAUAAUUCCACCAGAAGAGGCUAUUAAAAGAAUCAUGAAAAGAAAUGUUUUGUCAGAGGAUGAAGCAAAAAAAAGAAUAGAAAUGCAAACAAAUAACAUAGAUCAAAUUAGAGAAGCUAAUGUUAUUAUAUGCACAUUGUGGGAUCAUGAUUUCACACAAAAGCAAGUACAAAAUGCAUGGGAUGAAUUGAAGACUUAUUUAUCACAACAAUCAGCUGAUUAAAAUAAUAAUGUUUUUAAAAUCAAUUAAUAUAAUGAUAUACAAAAAGGGAGAUGUGUAUGGUUAAUUUUAGUUUAUAAACUUAGUGUUUUUUUUUUUUUUUUUUAUAUAGAUUCUUUAUAUGCUGGAAGUAAAAUAUAAUAUUGUUAUAGAUUUUUGU